UCAUCUCAAUAGUCAAAGCAGUAUUGUCCGCGUUCUCGUUCAAAGCACAACUAUACAUCCUAAACUCCUUCUAGAUUAUUUUGUUCAAGUUUAACUUUCAAACGGUGACAAUGGUUUCCAUUAAAAUCGUAUUGGCCGUGACCGUAAUGGUCUUAGCCGUCGCUCAAUGUGCGCAAGUACAAGUAGUUAGAACAGUCGAAAUACAAAGAACCCGUCCUGGAAGCGUUCAAGGCGACAUUGGAAAUAUCGAAUAUUCCAUGAGUGACUUGGUAAAACAAUUUAAAGAAGCCCUCAGCAAUCUAAACGAAAAAUACAAUGAGAUGGCAAAACAGAGCUUCAACGAUUUGUCAGACCAAUUGAAAUCUCAACUGGACCAAUUCUCUCAAAUGAUGGAAGAAAACGUCGACGUUCCCCAGUUAUUAAAAGACGCGACCAGGAAAUAUCAAGCCGCUAUGAACUCUCUCAUCCAACAUCUUCCCGACGACAUUUCCUUAAAAAAUAUCGAACAAAAGUUUGAGCGUGCUAAAAGAAACAUCAUAAACAAAUCCGCAGAGUUAAUGAAGAAAGCACACGGAAGCAGCGCGCAAAUAAAAAAGGAAAUUGCAGACUUCGCAGAGAAGCAACUUCAAUAUUUAAUUGAAAACAUUAGGGCACUCCAGAUGAACAUUGCUGAACAUUCUUCAUGAUGUCGCACAGAAUAGUAACUGUCAAUUAAAAGAAAUAAACAAGCCAUUCAUAUGUGGCAAUACCAAUUCA
Molecule: messenger RNA, 756 nt
Organism: Adelges cooleyi (spruce gall adelgid)
Lineage: Eukaryota; Metazoa; Arthropoda; Insecta; Hemiptera; Adelgidae
Exons: 4
Coding region: 111-686 (191 amino acids)
Source: RefSeq, a predicted model, not a curated record